CUAAUGCGCAACAAAAAAGCGCUUGCUUUUUUUGUUGUAUUUGUGCUUAUAAAUUUUGCUGUAUGCCAGGAUCAAGGUAGUUUCUGUCCACAAGAGUGUGUGUGCUACAGGGAACUUACAACAGUCAAAUGUCAGGAAUCGUCAUUAAACGAUUUACCUUCAAUACCAAAGGACUUAGCCACUCAGGUCGAAGUCCUGGAUAUGUCAAGAAGUAGGAUCCCAAAACUGAAAUCAAACUCAUUAGCACAUUUCCCAAGACUCAAGCGACUAAUUCUUCGAGGUAGCAAUAUCAAAGACAUCGAGCUCAAUGCGCUUGAAAAAGCUCCCGCAUUAGAGGAUCUUGAUUUAAGGGAGAAUGAUUUGAAAACCCUACCAAGAGAAGUUUUCCACAAAAACAAGUUAAAAACAUUAUAUCUUGAAAGAAACCCUUUUUCGUGUGACCCUUCAUUGGUAGAAGCAUUGAUUUCACUUGUCAAGUAUCUCACAAAUGAAAAUAGUGGUUUAGAAGAAUUUGAUGGCGAACUACUGCGAUGUGCAGAACCUCAAUACAUGAAAAAUGUCAAACUAAUCAGUAUCAUAGACGCAGAUGCCGAAAAAACCUCCACAACUCCCCAUGGAAAUAUUGCAAUAAAACCAAUGACAAUUGUAGGCAUAGUAAGUGGAGUUGUUGGGCUUGCCAUCUCUGCAAUUGGUGCUGCAUUUAUCACAAUGAAACAAAAGAAGUCACAAAAUAAAUACCAUUAUGAUUUCCUAACAUCUGCCGAAGAAGAAGAAGAUAAUCCUCAUCCUAAGAACAACAAGACUGAAGAAAGCUUAGCAUCAAGAUUGAUAAAACAACGAAGGCAAUCCCAAGGCUACCCCUCCCAGGACAUAAUUGACUCUGAUGAAGAAGAAGCAGUUGAUCAAGAGAGUUACAUCAAAGAGAAAUUAAAAACACAAAGACGGCAUUCUAUGGGAUAUGCCUUAGGCAAUGAAAGUGAUGACAUGGWGGAGAUUAAUUUAGAGGCUCCUUGAUGUCAAUCUUUGACAUACAGUAUUUGAUAAUAAAAUAUCAGCAGUCUCUGUCAGUUUAAUGRUGUAAUCAAAGAAAAUCCUUUGUUCACAUAUCAUUAUUCACAAUGUGUCCUUUUAAUAAUAUGAUUGAAAAAAUAUUCAAUAAUUCUAGAGCUUUGUUAUUUUUAUCUGCUUUCCCUGUCCUGUCUCCUGUUGCUUGUUAUAAGACCUUGGUUAUUGACCAGGAUCUCUUGACAYGCUUAAUGAUGUAAAACUAGCCAAUAAAUCAUGCACUUCAUCAAUCUGAAAAGGAAUAUUGAAUAAAUAAUGUAUGGUUAUGAUUUUACAUUAAUA
This is a messenger RNA of Exaiptasia diaphana, 1347 nucleotides long. RefSeq names its product leucine-rich repeat-containing protein 3. Gene Ontology annotation, molecular function: protein binding. The record is from RefSeq and is a predicted model, not a curated record. NCBI's taxonomy places the organism in Eukaryota, Metazoa, Cnidaria, Anthozoa, Actiniaria, Aiptasiidae. The transcript is spliced from 7 exons. Bases 4 to 1014 code for a protein of 336 amino acids. Gene Ontology annotation, cellular component: plasma membrane.